This is a messenger RNA of Nematostella vectensis (starlet sea anemone), 1384 nucleotides long. RefSeq lists its product as uncharacterized. The record is from RefSeq and is a predicted model, not a curated record. The coding region runs from base 934 to 1329 and encodes 131 amino acids. Lineage: Eukaryota; Metazoa; Cnidaria; Anthozoa; Actiniaria; Edwardsiidae. The transcript has 4 exons.
UAUUGUUACGUAAUCGACCUGAAGUAAACUGGUGAUACAAAAGGGACUUCAUUAUUAUGCAUAACACUUUGAUUGAAAGUAUAUGAUAAGGCUUAGUUGUUCUAUUAUUUCCUCUGAGUGAUCAAAAAAAUGAUUAUCUCUAAAAGCUAAAUGAGUCCCUUAUCAUAAUUUCUUAAAAAAGACAAGAACAAGAAAAAGAACGGUAGUUUGGGCUCUCUAUGUCCUUCACAUCGCGCGUGCGUUUUAUUAGGAUUGGCGGACAAAAAUGAUUAUCUCUAAAAGCUAAAUGAGUCCCUUGCAUUUUUUAUCAUAAUUUCUAAAAAAAGACAAGAACAAGAAAAAGAACGGUAGUUUGGGCUCUCUAUGUCCUUCACAUCGCGCGUGCGUUUUAUUAGGAUUGGCGGACAAAAAUGAUUAUCUCUAAAAGCUAAAUGAGUCCCUUGCAUUUUUUAUCAUAAUUUUUAAAAAAAGACAAGAACAAGAAAAAGAACGGUAGUUUGGGCUCUCCAUGUCCUUCGCAUCGCGCGUGCGUUUUAUGAGGAUUGGCGGACAAAAAUGAUUAUCUCUAAAAGCUAAAUGAGUCCCUUGCAUUUUUUAUCAUAAUUUCUAAAAAAAGACAAGAACAAGAAAAAGAACGGUAGUUUGGGCUCUCUAUGUCCUUCACAUCGCGCGUGCGUUUUAUUAGGAUUGGCGGACAAAAAUGAUUAUCUCUAAAAGCUAAAUGAGUCCCUUGCAUUUUUUAUCAUAAUUUCUAAAAAAAGACAAGAACAAGAAAAAGAACGGUAGUUUGGGCUCUCUGUGUCCUUCACAUCGCGCGUGCGUUUUAUGAGGAUUGGCGCGCGCCUUGUACCGUUACAGCGCGCGCAAAAAGAAGCAUCUUAUUAAAUUUGAAGCCAAAGAGUCCAGUCAAAAAACUCUGGGACGUCGCUAACCAUGCCUAGAGGGGAAGAGAUAGAUAUUUUCCCUUUACAUGCCAGCGAGGUUCGGUGGGUACCAGGCUGGGACGGCAUUCUUCCCGAAUGUCCGCCGAGGCCUCAUUUGCAUGGCGUCUGGCGAUUGGCGGAGGGCGCUACAAAAUGGAAGGACGUAUCACACAACAUAGCCACUAUGCCCGACAAAAGGCCACAAUUAACUGCCUAUCUUGCAGAAUAUGAAAGAACACAUACGCAGAUGGAUGCUUACAAAAAGAGAAAACAUGCUAAACGAAUUAAAAAACACAGAAAUAAGAUACCAAAGAAACAAAAAAAGCCUACAAAAGUCCAGAAGGUUGAUGCUGCAGUUCAGACCAAUGAAGAGGAACUUUUAAAUCAAGACUUUAUGGAUUAUUGAUAAAAUGCCCAAUGAUAUUAAUAGAAAAUAAAAUACUUUUAAAAAACAUGUUUUA